Orbicella faveolata is the source of this 1277-nucleotide messenger RNA. RefSeq lists its product as uncharacterized. Gene Ontology annotation, molecular function: carbohydrate binding. NCBI's taxonomy places the organism in Eukaryota, Metazoa, Cnidaria, Anthozoa, Scleractinia, Merulinidae. The record is from RefSeq and is a predicted model, not a curated record.
CGUCCGUGCCGUUGAUAGGGUGUCAUUCAGUAAAUAUUUACCCUGUGUCUAAACUUUCGAAACUAAACCACGCAUAUUCAACGACUUCAAGGACUUCCUUUGGUGUCACGGAACAUAACACUUACAAGGAAUAUGUAUUUCAACUAGACCUGAAUGUAAAAUCAGCAUUCCAAGCUGACAUGUCGGAAACUGUUCUCCCCUUAAGACCGUUACUAGCUUGGACUCAUUAUACUUGUUCUCUACAGUGAAAAUAAUUCACAAAUGAUGAGCUCAAUGGAUGACAUUCGAAAAUCAAACAAAUCUGUACAGACUGUUCUUUUGUGCUUUAACCAAAACUCUCUAAAUGUCAUAUCAUGUAAAUAGACAGUUGACAACCAACAUGAAAAAACGGCACGAUCCAAUACUAGGAACUAUACCUCCUCACAAUUUCCCCGACAAUUUAAUAGUAGUUCAUUUCGCGAGCGUGAAACUGAGAAACGAGAUUACUUCCAGCAGUAAAUCCGUCAUGAAAUUAAUCUGGGUUCUUCUCGUUACUGCACUGGCUCUCUUGCAACCUUUUUCUUCCAACGCAGCCAGAAAAGUCCAGAGAGGAAAAUUUGUCGUGAAGCAAAUUACUAACAAACUGAAAACAGUUUGCCCCAGCCAGAACAAGAACCUUAGCCAAGUUUUGUCGAUCGUAAGUUCGGUCGACUUAACUCUUCGCUUUACACACAGUAGAAUCAGUUCUUUGGAGUCUGCCGCCAAGCGUAUGAAAAAAGCUAAUGCAGUGUUAUUGCAUCGCUUGGGCAAAAUGGACCGCAAAUUGGAUGGCAUAACAAAGAUGAUUCGAAAAGUCGCGAAUGAAGAGAAGCCGAGGUCUAUUGUCAUCUGUGAACACAAGAAAGCCAAUAUAACCUGCAAGAAAGGGGAGAAGAUUAACAUCGUGCAAGCGAACUAUGGCCGACUGAAUAAACGCGCCUGUACAAAGUCUCCAAUUCGUUCCACCAACUGUCGUGCUGCUAAAUCACUUGCUGUCGUGAAGAGCACGUGCCACAAGAAAGCCAGUUGUGCGCUACAUGCAAGCAACAAGGUGUUUGGGGAUCCAUGUAAGGGAAUCGUUAAGUAUCUUCUUGUCAAGUACAAGUGCGAGCGCUAGGUUUUUCGACAUCUGAGCCUCGCAUUGGUGUGAGAUCAGUAGCUUCACUUGAUCAUUAUCUCGCCUCUGCUGAUUCUUUUCAUUUAUCAAGUGUUCUUUGGAGAUGAAAUAAAGUCAUGUACACGUAACAAUCUGUUUUCUG